UGAUCAGAGCUCAGACUAGUUUCAGUUUUAAGAAAGUGAAAGUUACACCCUCACUGCCUCUGAGAAGUAAAAUGGCGCAGAAAGGAAUUCAGCUGGAUAGAGAAACGUUCUCUUGUUCGAUCUGUCUGGAUCUACUGAAAGAUCCGGUGGCGAUUCCUUGUGGACACAGCUACUGCAUGAAGUGUAUUGAAAGCUUCUGGGAUGAAGAGGAGAAGAAGAUCAUCAGCUGCCCUCAGUGCAGGCAGACUUUCACACCGAGGCCUGUCCUGGUUAAAAACACCAUGUUAGCAGCUUUAGUGGAAGUGAUGAAGAAAAGUGGACUCCAAGCUGCUCCUGCUGAUCGCUGCUAUGCUGGACCAGAAGAUGUGGCCUGUGAUAUCUGCACUGGAAGGAAAUUGAAAGCCAUGAAGUCCUGUUUGGUGUGUUUGGUGUCUUACUGUGAGACACACAUCCAGCCUCAUUAUGAUGUUGCUCAGUUAAAGAAGCAUCAGCUGCUGGAGCCCUCCAAGAAGCUGCGUGAACACAUUUGCUCUCAUCAUGAUGAGGUGAUGAAGAUGUUCUGCCGCACUGAUCAGCAGAGCAUCUGCUAUGUCUGCACGGUGGAUGAACAUAAAGGCCACGACAUAGUCUCAGCUACAGCAGAAAGGACUGAGAGGCAGAAGAAGCUCCAGGUGACUCGACAAGAAAUCCAGCAGAGAAUCCAGGACCGAGAGAAAGAUGUGAAGCUGCUGCAACAGGAGGUGGAGGCCAUCAAUGGCUCUGCUGAUAAAACAGUGGAGGACAGUGAGAGGAUCUUUACCGAGCUGAUCCGUCUCAUCCAGAAAAGACGCUCAGAUGUAAAGCAGCAGAUUCGAUCACAGCAGGAAAGUGAAGUGAGUCGAGUCAAAGAGCUCCAGGAGAAGCUGGAGCAGGAGAUCACUGAGCUGAAGAGGAAAGACGUCGAGCUGGAGCAGCUCUCACACACAGAGGAUCACAACCAGUUUCUAUUCAAUUACUCUUCACUGCCAGCUCUCAGUGAGUCUGCUCACUCGUUGAGCUUCAUCAUUCGUCCUCUGAGGUACUUUGAAGAUGUGGCAGCAGCUGUAUCAGAGACCAGAGAUAAACUACAGGACUUUCUGACAGACAGAUGGACAAACAUCUCACUCACUGUGACUGAAGUGGAUGUUUUACUGUCACAACCUGAGCCAAAGACCAGAGCUGACUUCUUAAAAUAUGUAUGUGAAAUCACACUGGAUCCAAACACAGCACACAAACAGCUGUUAUUAUCUGAGGGAAACAGAAAAAUAAAAUUGGUGUCUCUAAAACAGUCCUAUCAUAGUGCAGAGAGAUUUUCUGCAAAUUUUCAGAUUCUGAGUAAGGAGAGUCUGUCUGGACGUUGUUACUGGGAGGUGGAGUGGGGAGGAACGAGAGGCUAUGUAGCAGUUGCAUACAGAGAUGUCAGCAGAGCUGGGGAUGGUUUUGGACGUGAUAAUAAAUCCUGGACUUUAUUAUGCAACCCAAACAAUAAUCAAUUUUGGCACAAUAACAUCCAAACUUCCAUCUCAGGUUCUCAGUUCUCCAAAGUGGGAGUGUACCUGGAUCACAGUGCAGGUAUUCUGUCUUUCUAUGAAGUGUCUGAGACCAUGACUCUCCUCCACAGAGUUCAGACCACAUUCACUCAGCCUCUCUACGCUGGAGUACGUCUCUACUUCUCUUAUGGAGACACUGCUGAGAUCUGUAAACUAAAGUAGAUGCAUGGUGUCUUUAUUUGUCCAUAAAUGUUUGUUGCUGUGUAUAUGUUGUUUUGUAUAUGAAACAUAUUUUACAAAUAAACUCUGCCUUGCCUUGCCUCACUAUAAACAUAUGCUUAAUUAACAAACCAGUUACUUUAGGCAAUAAAUAUUUUCUCUCCUCAGUUCAUAAUUUUACCCAAAUCUGCUGAUAAAAAUAUGAAAAUGAUAUGAGAGUACGAUGCAGCACCACAAAUAUCAAAAUUCACAUUUAGAACAGAAAAUGACCCGUUUUUAUUAUCAGACGCAUAAACAGAGAAAAAUGAUGAGAAUUUAUUUCUUUCAGUUUAAGUUUGACAAAGUGAUUCUUGAGAAAUUAUAUGAUGAUUGUUGAAAUCCAUCAUAGAAUAUGGUUGACUGAAUAUUGUUAACAAACUUUAAUAAAACUUCAGACUACCCUCAGCUCAUCCUAAGUAUCUAAACUGUUUCCAAAAAGAAAGAAAUAAUAAACUGGUACUGCUACACCUCCAUGUUUCACUGUGUCUAAUAUUAUUCUAAUUAACAUCAGAACAAUCCCAACUAUAGUCCAUUACAGGUUUGGAAAAAUGUUAUAUUUUCUUUUGUUCUUUGUGAGCCAAAGUGUUUGAUUGCUAUCAAUAUUAUAGUAGAACUAUGAAGAUGUAAAGUGUCUCAAACCACAUCACAGUGGGAUGAACUCAGCUGAUACACUGUGAAAAAAAAUCCUGUAACUCGAAUGAAAACUUUACUUACUGAGACAAGAAAGGGAAGCAGACUGAAUCAGAAAUGUGUUUGUGGUCACGUUGAUGCACUUAUUUACAUGUUAUAGAUUUUCCUUGAUGACAUUAUUUUCAUGAAAGACAUCAUUAUUAAUCUUUGAUUAAGUAGCAGUUCAUGAAACAAUCAGCAA
Molecule: messenger RNA, 2637 nt
Organism: Melanotaenia boesemani (Boeseman's rainbowfish)
Lineage: Eukaryota; Metazoa; Chordata; Actinopteri; Atheriniformes; Melanotaeniidae
Product: tripartite motif-containing protein 16-like
Exons: 1
Coding region: 72-1730 (552 amino acids)
Molecular function (GO): zinc ion binding; protein binding
Source: RefSeq, a predicted model, not a curated record